Ruditapes philippinarum (Manila clam) is the source of this 2649-nucleotide messenger RNA. Its product is annotated as aarF domain-containing protein kinase 1-like. Gene Ontology annotation, biological process: protein phosphorylation; lipid homeostasis; mitochondrion organization. Gene Ontology annotation, molecular function: protein kinase activity; ATP binding. The record is from RefSeq and is a predicted model, not a curated record. Lineage: Eukaryota; Metazoa; Mollusca; Bivalvia; Venerida; Veneridae. The coding region runs from base 118 to 1689 and encodes 523 amino acids. The transcript has 10 exons. Gene Ontology annotation, cellular component: mitochondrial inner membrane.
UUACCCGAUGUCGUCGUCUUUAUCUCGGACCAAGAUGGCUGCGCCCUUGGACUGAAUCUAUGUUUAUAAUAUUUGCAAGACAUCUAUGCCCAUAUCAGAAAGAUUGAUCAACGGAGCAUGGGGACAAUGAUUUUACAACGAGUGAGACUUGCGCUGAAGUACAGCAGUAUAGGUGCAGUAGUUGGGGGUUCCGUGUACUUAUUGAGGAAAAAUGACUGGGAGAUGUCAACAGUGGGUGUGGUUAGGUUUGGCAGGGCUGCAGCGGCAGCUGCAAGUAUAGUUGCAGAUUACAAAUGGAACCUAAGAAAUGUAGAUCCAAAGUCGAAAGAAUAUGAACUCCUUAAAUCACAGAUACACACAAGAUCAGCUUUAAAAUUACGUGCAAUGUGUUGUAAAAAUGGUGGGGCAUUCAUCAAAGUAGGUCAGCACGUGGGCACGCUAGAGUACCUUCUGCCAGCAGAGUAUGUUAACACAAUGAAGAUUCUUCACAAUGACGCCCCUCAAUCUGCCAUCGAAGACUUGUUCAAAGUGUUCGAGGAAGAUAUAGGUAAAAAGGUAGAGGAUGUGUUUGUGUCAUUCUCCAAAGAACCUUUGGGUACGGCAUCCCUAGCUCAGGUCCACAAGGCAACCACAAAGGAUGGUAAAGUUCUGGCUGUGAAAAUUCAGCACCCAAAAGUUAAAGCACAUUCAUACCUGGACAUAAGAACAAUGGAGUUUCUGAUCAAUCGUGUAGCUUGGAUAUUUCCUGACUUCCAGUACGUUUGGUUAGCUGAAGAAACUAGAAGAAAUCUACCAAAAGAGUUGGAUUUUAUAAAGGAAGGUGAACAUUGUGAAAGGGCUGCCAAAAUGUUCAGUCAUUUUAAAUUCUUAAAGGUACCAAAGGUAUAUUGGGAUUUAUCCAGUGAGAGAGUGCUGACCAUGGAAUAUUGUGAGGGUGGAAAAGUUGAUGAUAGGGCAUACAUGAAAAAACACAAAAUAGAUGUGAAUGAGGUAUCAAGAGAUUUAGGGAAGCUUUACAGUGAGAUGAUAUUUGUCAAUGGUUACGUUCACUGUGACCCACAUCCUGGGAACGUUCUAGUCAACAAAACAAAGCAGGGCACACAGAUUGUGCUGCUUGAUCAUGGACUGUAUCAGACAUUAACAGAUGAUUUCCGUAUCAACUAUUGUAAGCUAUGGAUGUCCAUUAUACAGACCAACCUGAAGGGCAUUGAGAAAUAUUCCAAGAAUUUAGACGUAGGCAGAUUAUACCCAUUGUUUGCUUGUAUGCUGACAGCGCGAUCAUGGGAUGCUGUAACACACGGUAUAGAUACUAGGGAAGUCACUGAUAAAGAAAAUGACGAGUUACGAGAAAACGCUGCAACCUACUUCAUUGAAAUAUCCCAGGUUUUGAACAGUAUACCUCGACAAAUGCUGCUCAUCAUGAAAACUAAUGAUGUUUUACGUGGAAUUGAAGCAGCUCUGCAGACACGAUCAAAUGCAUCGUCUUUCAUUAACAUGUCUAAAUGUUGUAUUCGAGCGCUCGGAAGAGAAAAGUUAAAGAAUUGUGAAGGUUACUUUCAGAUGUUGCGGACUCAGUCCUACACGCACUGGCAGUUAGCUAGAAUUCAGUUAUAUGAGUUUAUAUUGUGGCUUAGAUCCUCUGCCUUAGUUAGGUGGUUUAAAGGGAACAAACAAGUGACUGCAAGUUGAUGUUAGUUAACUUAGUUCACUAACUUAGUGAUGUUAGUUUUAUAUUUUUUGAAUGUGAGUUGUAGAUAGUGACAUGCCCAUAUCACCAGUGUACAGUCAGACCGGACUACUUUUUUGUGCUGACUGACCAGAAUGUAUACUGUUGGUUGCUGGAUUUAUGAUUUUGAAAUUAAAACCCCUAAAAAUAGAAGUGGACAGUUCCAAAGUAAAAGUAGGGCAAGUCCAUUAUAGAAAUAAAGUGAUAUAAGAGGUCAAUAUUUUAAGGUCUUAGAGCAAGAACCAUUGACAACAAGUUGUUUUUGUACAUUAAAUGUUUUUACUCUUCUGCUAAAGGUGUUGCUUUAAUUUUGCAUAAAAAAUGGGAAAUGAAAAUAGAAAUGAUCAUAAGAUGUCAGAGUUCCAGAUAAUUUUUUGGCGCUGGGGGUAAUUACCCCCACUUUUCAGAAUGUGGGAGUAAAUUUAGAUAAACCGUAAAUCUAAAGAGUACAAUUAAAUGAGUUUACUUUUUUUGCUGCAUCACAGGUUUAUUACAUUGAAAUUAACACACCAUAAUGACCAUUCUCUGAUAUUAAGGCUUCAGCCAUAAGGCCUUUACCAUUUUCUUAAUUUUUUUUAACACUGUUUACAACAAAAAUCGGUGACAAUUCAUAAACAAUAACGUUACAAAUAAUCACCUGUCAGUUGCCGAUUUCUGUAUAUUCAUUGCACAUUCAUUAGCCCAUACAAUGCCAGCUUUAAAUUUAUGACAUAGUUAUGUGCGCCCUUUUCACUUUAAAUAAUUAUACAGUAUGAAAAAAUAGUUGGUGUUAUUUUUCGGGUAUUAAACAGGAAAAAGAAACACAGUCAACUGUUAAACGGGAACGGAAUCAGCUGUUUCGAAAAUGAAAGUACACACGAAAUACGCUUCGAUUUUUCAUUCUUUGCGUAUUUAAUUUAUAGCAUGCGUAAAUGAACGCAAGA